UGAAGAAUUUAUGCUCAGGAUCGGAACCGCAACCGUUGGCAGGAAGGGUGAUGACUACUACUUCAAACAACUCAGCGAAGAGGAAAAGCGACAGCGACAGCGAGCUGGCUACCAAACUAUUAGGAACAGUUGGAACAAUUUCUGCGGUUGGUGCAAGCGGAUGAAUCACCCAAUCUCUGUGGAGCACAAAGAGCAUAUGACCCAAUACAACAAGCCAUUUCUACGCAUUGUCGCGAACUUGAGAGACUCCGUAAGGGAAUCAAAGUUUGCUAGUGAUUUUCAUUAUGGGAUCCUGGCGGUAUACACUUUCCGACGAAACAACACCCAAUAUAACAAGCUCAAGGCGAUGAUAAUUCAUUGGACAAUGUCUUCGAUCUCUUUCUUUGGCUCCCAUAGAAUUGGUGAUCUAGCCAAAUCGUCUGCACGAGAAGAUUCCGAGAGGGAGAAAAGAGGCUCACAUUUCAAGGAUGUGGAUAUGUUCGCGAUGUUCAAUGAAAGAACUGGGAAAACACAGCUUUGCAUUCGGUUCACUGAAGAUGAGAAAGGGAAGGAAGAUAAUCCCCAAGACAGAGGCCAGACGACGUUUUACGAAGACAUGACAGGCCCGCUGUAUGAAAAUUGUUUCAUGUUUUGUCUUGUUAUACUGCUUGCGAGAACUCCAUUUCGAGAUUAUCAGUCCUCGAGCAGACGCCAGCUACUACAGAAACUUCUGGACAUCAAGGUAACGAAGGAGCAGCGAUUUGCUCGGAUCUAUUGGAAGCACGAAUUUCUCGGCAAGCAGUUCUUCGAAUGCUCAACGAAAGAUUCGGAAAGCAUUGAGACGGCGUCAUCAUUGCACCGAAGACACAAAGACGCAUGCUAUCGUGCUGGUCUUCCCAAUGCUCCAAACUUUCACGACUUUAGACGUAAAGGACUAACUAAUGCUGACGAAAAACACUAAGAGGCAUCUCGCAUGCGACUCGGAGGACAUGUGAAAGCCGGCAUUUUCCGCAGGCACUACCAGCCCCGAGAAACGAUUGAUGGCGCGGCAAAUUUCCUGGGCCGAGAGCAAAGAAAGGACGUUCUGGAGGUCAGCCAGGAGUUGAACAUCCCCUACGUCCCAAACCUACUGCAAUCCCUACCAGCGCGUGAGCUUUAUGAUCUCCAAGACAGCAAGGAAUAUCGGGAGCUAGAAAGCCAGAUAGACCGAGAAACGCGUGUUCGAGAAGUUGGCAAGCUUAAGCGCAAACUUGAAUCGCUAAAGACGGACAGACUGAAAUGGUUGCGAGCUGGCCAGGCGUUCGACGACCCGCCAAGGUACGAGCACGAGCUCUACUCUCGUGUCAGAUUUAUGAAACCCGAGAGACGCCGCCUUGAAUUUAAUCUGUUCGAAGAGGUUGAAAUGAGGAGUGAAACAGGCUUGCAAGUCAUUGAAGACCUGCUAGCGCU
Messenger RNA from Lindgomyces ingoldianus, 1428 nucleotides. RefSeq lists its product as uncharacterized. The record is from RefSeq and is a predicted model, not a curated record. NCBI's taxonomy places the organism in Eukaryota, Fungi, Ascomycota, Dothideomycetes, Pleosporales, Lindgomycetaceae. The coding region runs from base 11 to 940 and encodes 309 amino acids. The transcript is spliced from 5 exons.